Molecule: messenger RNA, 777 nt
Organism: Bipolaris zeicola 26-R-13
Lineage: Eukaryota; Fungi; Ascomycota; Dothideomycetes; Pleosporales; Pleosporaceae
Exons: 1
Coding region: 1-777 (258 amino acids)
Molecular function (GO): carbon-sulfur lyase activity
Source: RefSeq, a predicted model, not a curated record
AUGCCCUCAGGCAAAACCUUCCCAGCAAUAACAGGAGGCUGUGUCUGCGGCACAGUGCGCUACCGACUCCUCACCUCGCCUCUCUUCUGCUAUGCCUGCCACUGCACCGACUGCCGUGCCUUUAGCGGCAGCGCAUUCGGCCUGUUCCUCAAGAUAGAAAUGUAUAAUGUCAAAGUCAUAUCGUCCACACUGCCAGCGUUUGUCAAGAUGAAUAAUCGGCGCGGGGACGUUGAAGUACAUGCGGAAUGCUCCACAUGUCGGGUGCACAUGUGGGUGACGAGCAACUUCCCUGGUGAAGAGGCUGUGUACGAUGUGAGGGUGGGUACACUGGAUUUCCCAGAUCUCAUGGUGCCCGAUCUGCAUAUUUUUGCCGAGAGUAAGCUGGGUUGGAUACGCUUGCCGGAUGAUGCACAUACGCUGCCCAGGGGAGGUGAUAUGCACAAGUUGUGGCCGAAGAGCAGCUUGGAGAGAUUGGAGCAGUGCAAUAGAUGGGCUGAUAGGGUGAAGAAGAGGAAGCGUGCUGCGUUGGUGGAGUCACAGGCGACUGCGAAGAGUACGGAAGAAGGAAGCGGAGAGGAAACUGGGGGAGAAGGAGAUAAGACACCUACCGCUCUCGAGUUCAGCAAUGAAGAUGACGAAGAGUUUGAGAAGAGGUUCAAAGAGAAGGAGAAGAUUUUGCUAGAGCGGCUAGAGAAACUCCAGCUCAAGUUGAAGGAGGAGGAAGUUACAGCGGGCGAGCAGAAAGCAGUGGAGUCUGCCGAAACAGAUGCAAAAUAA